Messenger RNA from Camponotus floridanus (Florida carpenter ant), 1366 nucleotides. RefSeq names its product acyl-CoA Delta(11) desaturase. Bases 144 to 1199 code for a protein of 351 amino acids. Gene Ontology annotation, cellular component: endoplasmic reticulum membrane. NCBI's taxonomy places the organism in Eukaryota, Metazoa, Arthropoda, Insecta, Hymenoptera, Formicidae. The transcript is spliced from 6 exons. The record is from RefSeq and is a predicted model, not a curated record. Gene Ontology annotation, biological process: unsaturated fatty acid biosynthetic process. Gene Ontology annotation, molecular function: iron ion binding; stearoyl-CoA 9-desaturase activity.
UUCAAGAGUUAGUUAUACAAACGUUUCGAAGAAACACUUGUGAAACGUUCCUAAAACGAAUGUGUCCUAUCUGGAAAGCUACGUGAAAACAACGUAUUACGUGGGAAAUAUUUUGUGUCGAUUCAGUGAUUUUCAUAAACGAGAUGGCACCCAAUACGAGUCCUGAAAUGCAUGUGGAGGAAAAUUUUUGCGGAGGAAAAGAGGAAUUUUCAACAAUCACCACAGAUGAUGAAAAUGAUAUUCAAACCCGAGACGAAACACGUAAAAAGUUUGAAGAAUUGUUUAAAUUCAAGACGGAAGUGAAGUGGUUGAAUGUCAUAUCCAUUACUCUUCUUCAUAUGAUCAUGUUAUAUGCCUGUUUCACUGUUGAAUGGUACAAAGAUCUUAGGACGAACAUUUGGAUGUUUAUUGUGAGUGUGAUAGGAGCGAUCGGCGUUACUGCCGGUGCUCAUCGUUUUUGGACUCAUCGAGCUUACAAAGCAAAAUGGCCGCUUAGAAUUAUACUUUUGAUUUUCUAUGCUACCGCUGGCCAGAAUAAUCUUUAUGACUGGAUUCGAGAUCAUAGAGUACAUCAUAAAUACACGGAUACGAAUGCGGAUCCGCAUAAUAGCAACAGGGGAUUUUUCUUCUCUCACGUUGGCUGGUUGAUGUUGAAGAAACAUCCAGAUGUGAUUCGAAAGGGUCGUCAAAUCAGUAUGAGAGAUAUAAUGGCAGAUCCUGUCGUUGUGUUUGGUUGCAAAUAUUUCUCGAUAAUAAAAUUCAUCUUUGCCUUUCUACUGCCGAUAAUGGUGCCUGUUUAUGGAUGGAAUGAAACCUGGUCCAGAGCCUGCAAAUCACAGAUUAUACGUUAUGUUUUAAGUUUAAAUGGUACAUGGAGUGUCAACAGUGUGGCUCACAUUUGGGGUUCAAAACCAUAUGAUGCGUCCAUAAAUCCGACGGAAAACAAAUACGUUGCCCUUAUAGCGCUCGGUGAAGGCUGGCACAAUUAUCAUCACGUGUUUCCAUGGGAUUAUAAGGCGGCCGAAUUAAACAAUUACAUUUUCAAUUUUACUACAAUGUUUAUCGAUUUCUUCGCGAAAAUUGGUUGGGCAUAUGAUCUCAAGCAACCAUCCGAAGAGCUCGUAAAAAACGUUGUAAUGAAGAAAGGUAACAGGAAUCUGCGACAAAGUGUAUCACAUCCAGACAGUAAAAUUGAUUAACAAAGAUAAAUAUUUCCUUUUUUUUUCGAAAUCCAACAACAGAUCAUUCGAUUAAAAUAAUGUGAGCAUUUAUCUUCAACAGAUUCAUCAGAUUAUCAGGUUUAAAAAUAUUAAUAAUUGUAUCAAACUUAACUCUUUAUAGAACACCAUUACAGUGAUAUACAAUG